GUGUCGUGCUGGGUGUAGCCGAGUGUAGUUACUGAUACUCCUCACACAUGAGCCUCAGUAUCCUGUGCAGGUACACGUGUAGUGUUGUGCAGCGUUACGCCCAGCUGUCAUCACCUCUAGUACACAGGAGGUGUCUUGUGAGCUCCAUUUCGCUAUAUAAGAACCAUAAUCCUGGUUGGGGGAGCAAGAAACACACAGGCAAGCGGAAGAUCCAGCUACAAUCACUCUUACUAUCGAUGGAUCCUGAGGUUGAAAAACAGCUGGCACCGCUGAGGGCCAGGUGCAAGGAACAGGGUGACAUUGUCCGGAAGUUGAAGACCGAUGGUGCACCUGAAGUGGAUGUCAAGCGUGAAGUCCAAGAAUUAAAGAGUCGUAAAAAGGAAUUGGAGGACAUGACACUCAAGCUCAGCCCACCUGACUCCUUUGACCGAGCCAAGAUGAAUGAUCUGAUCAAACGCCGCUUCUUUUAUGACAACUCCUUUGCCAUUUAUGGUGGAAUUACAGGGCAGUAUGACUUUGGACCAAUGGGUUGUGACCUGGUAGACAACAUGCUUGCAGAAUGGCAUAAACAUUUUGUAAUCCAAGAGCGUAUGUUGAAGGUCAAUUGUUCCAUCCUCACACCUGAAACAGUCUUGAAGGCUUCUGGGCAUGUAGAUAAGUUUGCAGAUUACAUGGUUAAGGAUGUAAAGAGUGGAGAGUGUUUCCGUCUGGACCAUCUUAUCAAACAGCACUUUGAGAAGAAGAUGGCCGACAAGAAAACUUCUCAGGAAGAGAAAGAGAUAAUAAAGCGCAAAAUAAAUUUGCUAGAGGGAAUGACAAUGGAAGAGAUGGAUGGCGUAGUUAAGGAAUAUGACAUGAAAUCUCCUUUGACGGGAAAUGACCUUUCUGAUGCUGUGGAAUUCAACCUUAUGUUCCCCAUUUGCAUUGGACCUACAGGCACCCUGAAAGGCUUCUUGAGACCAGAAACAGCUCAGGGUAUUUUUGUUAAUUUCAAGCGAUUGUUGGAAUAUAAUCAAGGAAAAUUGCCUUUUGCAUGUGCUCAGGUGGGCAAUGCUUAUCGUAAUGAAAUUUCACCUCGCUCGGGUCUUCUUCGAGUAAGAGAGUUUACGAUGGCUGAGAUCGAACAUUUCUGUGAUCCCGAUGAUAAGAGCCACAAUAAGUUCAGCCAGGUUGCAGGUGUGGAGGUGACACUCUAUUCAGCGUGUGCUCAAAUGGAUGGAGAAUCUGCAAAGAGAACUACUAUUGGCGAAGCUGUUCGUGGAUUGGGGCUGCCAUCGUUGGGUCUCCUCUCGACUCCAAUGGAAGUGGGUGCUCUGGAUUUCUUCUUGAGUGAUCGAAGCUACAUUCUUGGGCAUCUGCCAACCCAAGCUGAUGUGACCGUUCGUGAGGCUUUGAACCAAUCUCCUCCCCCACACUUUACUCAUGCCUCACGCUGGUACCGUCACGUAGAGAGUUUUGGGCAUAACGAGAGACUGAAUUUCCCUGGAGAGAGAAGAUCACUGGAGCAGCUAACUGGUGGUAGACAAAAGGGAUUGGUAGCUAAUGAAACUUUAGGUUAUUUCAUGGCGCGGAUCCAGCAGUACCUCCUCAAGAUUGGUGUCAAUCCUAAGAAACUACGAUUCCGGCAGCAUUUAAGUAAUGAGAUGGCUCAUUAUGCAUGUGACUGUUGGGAUGCAGAGUGUCUUACCUCUUAUGGUUGGAUUGAAUGUGUUGGGUGUGCAGACAGAAGUGCCUAUGAUCUCACCCAGCACACCAAAGGAUCUAGUGUAAAAAUGUGUGUGGAACGCCUCCUUAAGGAACCCCAAAUGGUUGACUCUGUUGUUGCUGUGACAGACAAGGGAGCUAUAGGCAAAGCUUUCAAAAAGGAUGCAAAAGCUGUGCAGGAAGCAUUAGCAUCUUUGUCUUCUGAGGAAUCAGAGAAGAUGGAUAAAGCCCUUAGUGAAAAUGGAGAGUAUGAGCUGAAUGGUUACAAACUGUCACGAGCAAUGGUUCCUAGCUUUAAAAAAGAGCAAAAGAAGGUCCACGUUGAAGAAGUUGUCCCAAGCGUGAUAGAACCUUCAUUUGGUGUAGGCCGUGUCUUUUAUGCUCUCUUGGAACAUUCUUUUAGAGUCCGUGAGGAUGAUGACAAACGAACUUUCUUCUCACUACCACCAGUUGUGGCACCAAUUAAAGUGUCAGUGUUACCACUUUCUAGCAAGCAGGACUUUGUUCCAUUUACCGACAAAUUGGCUGAUGCUCUCACUGAACUGAAUCUCCCAGUGAGGGUGGAUGACUCAACUGGCUCCAUUGGACGACGAUAUGCUCGAACAGAUGAAAUAGCUAUUCCAUUUGGUGUCACAGUUGACUUUGACACAGUUAAUAAUACACCUCACACAGUAACUCUCAGAGAAAGAGAUAGUACAGAGCAAGUUAGAAUGCCGAUUGAUGAAGUUCCACUAACAGUGAAGAAAUUAGCUGAUGGUAAAAUACUUUGGAAGGAAGUAACAGAUAAAUGGCCAAAGUUUGUUGCACAAGAAACUACCAAAUAAGAAGUGGACCCCAAAUCUGCCAUGAUUUAAAGAAUAAUAAAAUUCCCCGUGAAUAAUUCAGUUUUAUAUUUAUUGAUUAAAGAAAAGUCAUUAUGUGAAUAAACAAAACUCAAAUACAAAUGUAAUUUUCUUAACACUGUAAUUAAUUAAAAGCUGCUAAGGGGCUAAGCUUUCAGAACAGUGAUAAUGUAUUGGAAAUUAGUAGAAUGAAUUUGUGAAAGAUAACUUGGCUGGACACAGUUGUCAGUGAGGGAAAUAAGAAAUCCUUUAGAACAUAGUUAAGAAAUAUAAUUUCUUGUCAUUUCCAACAAAGUCCAAGUUUAGGCAGCUUAGCUUUUAUUUUAGAAAUUUGCUUCUUAGGUUUUGAUGAUUUUGAAAAAACUAUUUUGAACUCAAUUUUAUACAUUUUCUGCAGUAAAUAACAAAUGAAUUGUCAACAAA
Homarus americanus (American lobster) is the source of this 2969-nucleotide messenger RNA. RefSeq names its product glycine--tRNA ligase-like (gene GlyRS). Bases 48 to 2528 code for a protein of 826 amino acids. The transcript has 16 exons. Lineage: Eukaryota; Metazoa; Arthropoda; Malacostraca; Decapoda; Nephropidae. Gene Ontology annotation, cellular component: mitochondrion; cytoplasm. Gene Ontology annotation, biological process: mitochondrial glycyl-tRNA aminoacylation. Gene Ontology annotation, molecular function: glycine-tRNA ligase activity; ATP binding. The record is from RefSeq and is a predicted model, not a curated record.